AUGGGCAACAAGGCAUGGCAUGUGGAAGGCAAGACGGGCUUCGACGCCCUCAAGCUCCAGGACGACCCAGUGCCGGAAGUUGGGGAUAAGGACGUUCUCGUCAGAUUCCACGGCUCCUCCCUCAACUACCGCGACCUCGUCAUCCCCAAGGGCAUGUACCCCUUCGCCCAGCGAGACGGCGUAGUCCCAGCCUCCGACGGAGCAGGAACAGUCGAGCAAGUAGGCAAGAACGUGACAAGAUUCAAGAAAGGGGACAAAGUCAUCACACUCUUCAACCAGGGACACAUCGCCGGCAGCCUAGAUGAGCACUCCGUCAUGGGCGGCGUCGGCGGUGCCGUCGACGGCUGCCUGAGACAAUACGGAGAAUACGACGAGCAAGGCCUGGUGACCAUGCCCUCGAACCUCAACUUCCUCGAAGCAUCCACCUUGACCUGCGCGGGCCUCACCGCCUGGAACGCCCUCUACGGCCUGAAGACGCUCCUCCCCGGCGACUGGGUCCUCACGCAAGGCACCGGCGGGGUGUCCAUCUUCGCCGUGCAAUUCGCCAAAGCCGCCGGCGCCCGCGUCAUCGCAACCACCUCCUCCGCCUCCAAAGGCGAGAAGCUCAAGCAGCUCGGCGCAGACCACGUCCUCAACUACAAAGAAGACACCAACUGGGGCGAAACCGCCAAGAAACUCACCGGCGGCCGCGGCGUGCAGCACGUCGUGGAAGUCGGCGGGCCCAACACCAUGGCGCAGUCGCUCAAAGCCAUCGCCUUUGACGGCGUCAUCAGCAUCAUCGGCUUCAUCGGGGGAGCGAAGGGCGAGCAGCAGCCGACGUUCUUGGAGACGCUUACGAACAUCUGCACGGUGCGGGGGCUGCUUGUGGGUUCGAGGCAUCAAUUUGAGGAGAUGAAUCGCGCGAUUGAGGCGAAUAAUAUCAAGCCGGUGAUUGAUGCGAAGGUGUGGAAGUUGGAUCAGGUGAAGGAGGCGUAUCAGUAUAUGUGGGAUCAGAAGCACUUUGCGAAGGUCUGCAUUGAGAUUGACUAG
Molecule: messenger RNA, 1029 nt
Organism: Zasmidium cellare ATCC 36951
Lineage: Eukaryota; Fungi; Ascomycota; Dothideomycetes; Mycosphaerellales; Mycosphaerellaceae
Exons: 2
Coding region: 1-1029 (342 amino acids)
Molecular function (GO): oxidoreductase activity
Source: RefSeq, a predicted model, not a curated record